AUGUCUGAUAAUGAAUUAGAUGAACUUCUUUCACAAUUAAAAGAUACAUGUAAAAAAAAUCGUCAUCAUUCAUCAAAUGAAACAAAUCUUAAUAAUAUACUUAAAAAAAUUGAUGUAUUUAUCAAUCGACGCCAGAUGAAAUUACUUAAUCAUCAUAAACGUUUCGAUGAUUUACAACGUGAUUUAUUAUUGUCUGAAUGUGAAAGUUCACGAAAUCGUGCAGCACUUGAAAAGAAAGACUUCGAAGUCAAUCAAUUACAUAUGAUGUUAAAUAAAGCUGAACAAACCACUCAAAAUAUAAUGAUGAAAUAUGAUAAUGAAGUACAAAAAUUGACAGGACAACUGUCCAAUGUUCAACAAGAAUAUGAACGAUUAAAAGUCAUGCAUAAAAAUAAUCAAAAUAAUAUAUCAAUGAAUGAAGCAUUAAAUGAAAUCGUUCAUCUUCGAGAGCUUAAUAAGAUGCUUGAAAUCGAUAAUCAACGUUUAUAUACUGAAAACGAUCAACUAAAAGAAACUAAUUGUCAAACUCAUAAUCAUGAAGAAAUUAUUUUACGUGAAAAAAAUGCUCAAUUAGAAAAAUUAAUUAAUUCUUUACAACGCAGUAACCAACAACCACUAUGUGAUCAAGGUAUUGAUUCAACAGUUUUUGAAUCAAAAAUUAAAACUCUUGAAAAUGACAUUGACUUUUAUAAACAUCGUUCUGAUCAGCAAGAAAUAGAAAUUCGUCGAUUAGUCAAUGAACUCAAUACUGAACGUGAACAACAUAAAAAUGAACUUGAUACUUAUCGAAAAAAUAUUAUUUCUGAUGAAAUCGAUAAACUUCGUUCAUCAUUAAAUAAUAGUGAACUACAAUGUAAUUUACUUCGAUUAGAAUUACAACGUUUACAAACAGAAAAAGAAAUCCUUAAAGUACGUUUAAUUGAAGAAAACAUACUAGAUAGUCCAACAUCUGAAAUCAAAGAAAUUGAUAAUAUUAAUUAUGAAAAGUUUAUUCGUAAUGAACUUGACAUAAAUAUUGAUCAAGCUAAUAAAUUAAUUAAUCAUUCAAAUUGUCAUAAGAAAAUUUUAGAAGAAAAAAUUCAACAAUUAACAAAUGAAAUCAAUCAAUUAAAAAAAGAAAAUAAAACUAAUAAUGUUAAUGACUUAUCUAUACAAAUAUAUCAAUAUAAUGAAAAUAUUCUUCAUGCUAAACGUGAAAUGAAUAAAUUACAAAUGGAAAUAACAGAUAAAAAUACAAUUAUUUAUAAUUUAUAUAAAAAAAUUGAAUGUCUUGAACAAGCAUUAAUGAUUUCAAAACAACGAAUGAAUGCACAACUGAAUGAAAUUGAAAAACAUAUUCCAAUAUUUAUAGAUGGAUUAUCAACAGAUGAUCAAAGUCAAAUAUGUCAAUCAAUUGAUCUGAAUAAAAAUUUAUGUACAAGUUCACCUAUAAAAUCUGCUGAUAUAAAUAGUGAUAUAUCAUCAUCAAGUAGUACUCGGUGUCAAAAUCAUGAACAACUUUCAUCCGAUCAUCGAAAUUUUCUUUCACAUUGA
Messenger RNA from Rotaria sp. Silwood1, 1533 nucleotides. The record is from the annotation of a GenBank genome assembly. NCBI's taxonomy places the organism in Eukaryota, Metazoa, Rotifera, Eurotatoria, Philodinida, Philodinidae.